Messenger RNA from Coniosporium apollinis CBS 100218, 288 nucleotides. RefSeq lists its product as uncharacterized. Bases 1 to 288 code for a protein of 95 amino acids. The record is from RefSeq and is a predicted model, not a curated record. NCBI's taxonomy places the organism in Eukaryota, Fungi, Ascomycota, Dothideomycetes. The transcript has a single exon.
AUGGCCUACACCACCACGAGUAUUGAAAGUGCAGGUGCUACGCGGUACCUUAGGAAGCACGCGGGAGAUGGAUAUCUUGUGCCGCGGCCGGGGCGGGAGCGUUUUGCUGCAAGUCCCGGCGUGCACAUCCCGAAGGCGGUGGGGCGAGUCGGCAGCUUGGGCGGCUUGGCUGCGUCGAUUGCGUGCAGCCAGCUGGGCGUGCUGGGCGCUUCGACUGCAGUGCCGGUGCAGUGCAGCUCAACGGCGGGACACACCGGCCGUUGCGCAUUGCUUGCCGGCGAUUGGUGA